AUGAGACUGAGGACGUUAUUAUUUUUGCCUGCAAUUUUUUUAAUUGCAAAUGCAUCCACUGAGAGGGAACUCGAUUGGUGGGAGAGUACCAUCUUCUACCAAAUUUAUCCGCGCUCAUUUAUGGACAGCGAUGGUGAUGGUAUCGGAGACUUAAAAGGAAUAACAUCCAAAUUGGAGUACUUGAAAGAACUAGGUGUUGGUGCGACCUGGCUUUCGCCCAUGUUCAAGUCACCUAUGUACGAUUUCGGUUACGAUAUUUCUGACUUUUAUGAUGUGCAAGAAGAAUAUGGUACGAUGGAAGAUUUUGAGGAAUUACUUGCGAAAGCUAAAGAGCUAGACAUAAAAGUAGUACUGGAUUUUGUACCAAAUCAUUCAAGUAAUGAGAGUAUGUGGUUUGAAGAAGCAUUGAAAGGCCACGAAAAAUACUUUGACUAUUUCGUUUGGGAAGAUGGAGUAGAAGAUGAAAAUGGCGAUUUACAGCCUCCUAACAACUGGAAUAGCGUAUUUCGUAAAAGUGCUUGGGAGUACAGGGAAGAAGUUGGAAAGUACUAUUUGCAUCAAUUUGUAAUUGGUCAGCCUGAUCUUAACUACCGUAACCCUGAUGUCGUUGAUGAAAUGAAAAAUGUUAUCAGAUUCUGGCUUGAAAAAGGCGUAGCUGGUUUUAGGGUUGACGCUAUUGCCCACUUAUUUGAGGCAGAUAAGGAAAAUUUCGGAGGAAAGUAUCCCGAUGAACCUAUUUCUGGCCAAAACCUUGAAGACCCUUUGAGUUAUGAUUACUUGUCUCAUAUUUACACAAAAGACCAAGAUGAAACAUUUGACAUGGUCUAUCAAUGGAGAGAAGUUUUUGAUGAAAUCAAAGAAAAAGACGGUCUUACAAGAGUUAUGAUGACAGAAGCAUACUCCUCACCACAACUUACCAUGAAGUACUUUGGUGAAGGCGACCGUGAAGGUGCACAGAUGCCGUUUAAUUUUGUUCUGAUAUCUGAUGUUAAUGGAGAGUCAACUGCCGGAGAAAUUAAAUAUGCGAUUGACAAAUUCCUAACAUUUAAACCAAUCAAUAAACAAGCUAACUGGGUGGCAGGAAAUCAUGACAACAGUAGAGUGGCAUCCAGAUUCAGCCCUAAAUUGGUAGAUGGGAUUAAUAUGAUUGUCCUGUUGCUACCUGGUGUGGCUGUUACUUAUAUGGGUGAAGAAAUCGGUAUGGUUGAUGGUUAUGUAAGUUGGGAAGAUACUGUAGAUCCAAGUGGUUGCAACACAGAUGACCCAAUCAACUAUUGGAAGUCUUCGAGAGACCCAGAGCGCACGCCAUUCCAAUGGAACGCCGAAAAUAAUGCAGGUUUUUCAACUGCGGAUAAGACAUGGUUGCCUGUAGCUGAUGGUUAUCAAGAUCUAAACGUUGAAGUGCAGUCAAACUCUGUGGGUAGAUCACAUGUUAAAGUUUACAAGGAGUUGGCUCAACUUCGGACCGAACCAACUUUUAGAUAUGGAAGAUACGAAUCGGUUGCCUUCAACUCGGACGUAUUAGCUUUCAGAAGGUGGUAUAAUGGAGAUAUAUACAUUGUGGUUGUGAACUUCAGAGACGAGCCUCACUCUAUCGACUUUACUUACUUUGAAGGAGUCAGCGGUCAUUUGGAAACUGUUAUUAGCAGCGUACAAUCACCGAGAAUUCAAGGUGACGUGGUUGAAGCCAACAAUGCCAGUAUUGGUGGGAGUGAAGCUUUAGUUUUAAAAUUGGUACAAUAA
Molecule: messenger RNA, 1743 nt
Organism: Pieris macdunnoughi
Lineage: Eukaryota; Metazoa; Arthropoda; Insecta; Lepidoptera; Pieridae
Source: the annotation of a GenBank genome assembly